Molecule: messenger RNA, 1233 nt
Organism: Adineta ricciae
Lineage: Eukaryota; Metazoa; Rotifera; Eurotatoria; Adinetida; Adinetidae
Source: the annotation of a GenBank genome assembly
AUGAAUGUGACUUUUGAUAAUCGAUUAAGUCGAAGUUUGGAGUUGUAUCCGUCGGUAAUUAUUGAAGAUUCUAUCGAUGAAUGUUUAGUCGACCCGAAUCUAAGUGUAUCGGCGAUGAUCGACCAGUACAAUAUUUCGACGAAAAAUGAUGUCGAGAAAAAGUUGACUAAAAAGGAUUUGACUUGUGCUGUAUGUGGUGCCCAAGCCUUUGGCUAUAAUUUUGAUCAGAUUUCAUGUGAAAGUUGUAAAGCUUUCUUUCGACGCAAUGCCUUGAAGAAUUUGAAAGAUUUACAAUGUCGAUUUUCUGGUACUUGUGAUGUAACAGCUGAAACGCGUCGGCACUGCUCUCACUGUCGGAUUAAGAAAUGUUUUGCAGUAGGUAUGAGAAAAGAAUGGAUACGAAGUGAAGAAGAAAAACAAAAACGGCUCGGUCAAUUGAAACACACUCGUCGUCAUAAGUUAUCUCUGGAACAUAUUAAAAAGACACCUGUACCUCAGUCUAUAUCUCCAUACUAUUCGUCAAAUUUGACUUCACUCGAUCGCGUUCGUCUGAAUAAUAUUACGCAUUGUUAUGAUCAAUUCAGUCGUGAACCAAGUACAUUGUGCAUGUCUCGUCCUCCCGAAAGCCUCAAAUUGCGUAUCCAUGAAUUCUACGACCGAAAACGACCAGUCUUUGUCAACCUGAUCAACUAUUUUAAGCAUUUACCGGAAUUACAAGCGCUUCACGUUGAUGAUCAAGUUCACUUAAUCAAGCAAAAUCUUCGUUUGAUCGGUCCUUUAAACUAUGCGCUUAUCAGAACAUAUAAGACUCAACAUGUCGUUCCAAAAAUUGAAACAGUCGGUUGUGUAAAUAACGCUAAUAUUCAUUGCAUGUAUCGUUCCCUGGCAGAUAUGUUUAUGGGAUUCACUAAAUAUGAUCCAAUAAUUAUAAAGAUAUUUCUUAUUAUUUUAUUCUUUACAUCCGAUGCUGUCACAACAACAUCGAUCUUUCAAAUCACACGAUACGAGCAAUCGAAGCGUAUUAAAGACAUCCAAUAUUCAUAUUUAGAAUUGCUAUGGCUGUACAUGCUGGAGAAAUUCGGCGAACGAGAUGCAAUAAUUUUAUUUACGAAGAUGAUAACGAAAUACUUACAUAUCCAAGUAGUCGUUGAUCAGAUUGAUUCCAUUGUUCGAAUGAAUAGCGAUGUGGAUAAAAUCGAUUCGUUGAUGCAGACCAUCUUGCAGUUGACCUGA